UGACUUAUAUCGUCGUUUCGUCGUCAAAGUGCCAAACCCCAAAAAAAUCGUGAAGUAUAAAAAAAAUCAGAAGAGCAGUGACUUUUUUGUUUUGCCACACAUUUUUAACGCACUGGUUGUUCGCGAAGUGCAGUGUACUUAUAGGUAUCGUAAAUGGUGAAAAGUGAGUGUGUCAGCGGAGUAAGCGUUUUUAUUGUUCGUGGGGGCGAAGUGGAAGUGAGGAAAGUGCAUCGUGUAUAAAAAAAAGAGAAGAGCCAUCGGAGCAUAAACGGAGAAAGAUUGGGAGUGACACACACUCUCAGGGGGGAAAAGGAAAACUUGGAAGUUUUGCUGCAGUUGCACACACGAAGACGGUGACAAUAACGCGAAGAGAAGUCGAGGUGAGGUCGAGGUCGACGUCGUCUGGAGCUGAAAGGGCCAUUACAGAGAGCACGACAGCAGUGUGUAGCGUUAAAUAACAUCGGCCCCAGAGAGUAUGGACUUCAACGUUAAGAAGCUGGUGAAGGAUGCCGGAGCGGCCCUCAGUCGAGUUGUCCAGCUCACUGAGGAGACACUUGGCACUUCUGAAAAGACAGAGCUUGAUGCCCAUUUUGAGCACUUGGCAGAGAGGGCCAAUGCCACAAAAACCUGGACCGAAAAGAUACUCAGGAAUAUGGAGGCUAUGCUCACACCUAAUCCUGGUAACAGAAUCGAAGACUUUUUCUAUGAAAAAAUUGAGAAAAAGAGACCUAGUAGACUUAGUAACUCAGAAUACGUUGGUAUUGACAUGAUAGAAGCUGGCAACGAUUUUGGUCCUGGUACCCCUUAUGGAACUGCAUUAAUCAAAGUUGGCCACUGUCAGCAAAAACUAGGUCAGAUUGAAAGAGAUUUUAUUGGUAUGGCAGCCAAUUGUUACGUGCAACCGCUAAGAAAAUUCUUGGAUGGGGAAAUGAAGACCAUCAGCAAAGAAAUGUCUAUUUUGGAAAGUAAAAGGCUUGAUCUAGAUGCAUGUAAAAGACGCGUAAGGAAAGCCAGGAGCAUGUUAGGCCAGCAAAGUGAGACUGGAGUUUCUCCUGAAGUAUUGCUUGACGAGGCAGAGAGGGAGUUGAGGGUGGCUCAAGCAGAUUUCGAUCGACAAGCAGAAAUAACUAAAUUACUACUGGAAGGGGUAUCUAGUUCAAUGGCUGGUCACUUACGUUGUUUGCACGAAUUUGUUGAAGCUCAAAGUCGCCAUUAUGCACAAUGCCACGCAACCAUGCAAGAGUUACAACGAGAACUUGCCGGUUUGUCUGGGGCAUCAUUCCACCCGAGCACCUUGAUAAAUUCCACCAGCCACGAGGAAGCCGGAGUAGUAGAGGAGAACGGCCAGAAGCGAGCACGGGUCAUCUGUGACUACGAGGCCAGGGACGAAGAGGAACUUAGCGUUUGUCAGGAUGAGGUCAUAAUUGUGCGUGAAAUUCCUGGAGACGAUGAUUAUCUACUGAGUUUUCGGGGUAACAAGCAUGGAAGAGUCCCUAAAGCUUUUGUAGAAAUAAUAUCAUACUAUUAAAAGAAAAAAAUCGUGAAAAAAAAGUAAACUAAGCAAUGAGAUUUCCAGAUUUUUCAAUAACAUGAAAAAUAAAGAAUUCUAAACAAGAUCAAUUAAUUACUAUGUGAUAAGAUAUUUAUGAAGUUUCAAAUUUUAGUCAUUCCAUGGUACGAUUGUAUAUGUACAGUAUUUACCUAUUAUAGUUAAAGUAUAGAAAAAUUUAGCUACUUACAAUGUUUUAAUGAUGGUUACUACUGCCUAUUAUGUUACACAAAUGUAUAAAACUAAGUGUUUUUAAAUUUGUAGAGUUUAAUGUUCAUCGACCAAUUGUUUAGAAAUGUCAAUUUAACAGAAUAAUCAUGUUGCUUGCAUAAUAAAAAUUUAAGAUUUGAAAAAUAUGCAAUUUUUUUACACUGUACAACAUUAAACUGACUUUAAAACACAUAAGAGAA
Messenger RNA from Copidosoma floridanum, 1959 nucleotides. RefSeq names its product SH3 domain containing GRB2 like, endophilin-B (gene EndoB). Gene Ontology annotation, biological process: membrane organization. Gene Ontology annotation, molecular function: protein binding. Lineage: Eukaryota; Metazoa; Arthropoda; Insecta; Hymenoptera; Encyrtidae. Gene Ontology annotation, cellular component: cytoplasm; membrane. The record is from RefSeq and is a predicted model, not a curated record.